AUGGUCCUGCUACUAGGCGUCAAUUUCUCCGAGCAGCGGCUCGUAAAACGUGCCCUCGAGACCUUCUACGGCAUCGGCCCCUCCGUCUCAACGCGCAUAAUGGCCCGCUUCUCCAUCCACCCGACCGCUAAGAUCCGCGACCUCGAGAACAAGCACAUCACAGACCUGACCGCCGAGCUGACGGGCAUGCGGAUCGAGAAUGACCUCCGGCGGCAGCUCAGGGAAAAUAUUACGCGGCUGAGGGAUAUGGGGAGUUAUAGGGGCAGGAGGCACGCUAUGGGGUUGCCGGUCAGGGGGCAGAGGACGAGAACGCAGAUACAAACGGCGAGAAAGCUGAAUCGGAUCGAGCGGAGGGGGUAG
This is a messenger RNA of Coniosporium apollinis CBS 100218, 360 nucleotides long. Its product is annotated as 30S ribosomal protein S13p/S18e. Gene Ontology annotation, cellular component: small ribosomal subunit; ribosome; mitochondrion. Gene Ontology annotation, biological process: translation. NCBI's taxonomy places the organism in Eukaryota, Fungi, Ascomycota, Dothideomycetes. The record is from RefSeq and is a predicted model, not a curated record. Bases 1 to 360 code for a protein of 119 amino acids. Gene Ontology annotation, molecular function: structural constituent of ribosome; RNA binding. The transcript is spliced from 4 exons.